Molecule: messenger RNA, 4250 nt
Organism: Ixodes scapularis (black-legged tick)
Lineage: Eukaryota; Metazoa; Arthropoda; Arachnida; Ixodida; Ixodidae
Product: transcription factor HES-4
Exons: 4
Coding region: 806-1948 (380 amino acids)
Biological process (GO): regulation of neurogenesis; anterior/posterior pattern specification; regulation of transcription by RNA polymerase II
Cellular component (GO): nucleus
Molecular function (GO): RNA polymerase II cis-regulatory region sequence-specific DNA binding; DNA-binding transcription factor activity, RNA polymerase II-specific; protein dimerization activity
Source: RefSeq, a predicted model, not a curated record
AGAGGCGAGGAGGGGGAACUGCUGGCCGCCGCCGUGGCUGCUGCACGCAUCGUUGACCUCAACUAUAAAUGCGUAGUGCGGUGGAAUGGAAAUCGCCGAGAGGAAAGGGGCGGCGGGGCGUCCAGGGAGGAGGAGGAGGACUCGAAAAAUGAGCAAGUAGAAAGAGGGGAGCGCGUCGGCGCGCGCGUCUAUCUUGCCGAGGAGGGAUUUUGUUUUUUUCUGGCGUCCUUCUUCUUCCUCCUUUCUUGCCGUUGCUCGGAGGCGCUUUGCCGGCCCUCGGAGGGGCGUCGGAGGAGGAAGCCCGCCGCCGGGUCGCAGGGGGUGCGUGCGUGCGAGCGUGCUCGGCCGGCGCGUCGCGCGAGCCUCCGUUCCCACGGUCGCUCGGCGGCCGCUCUUGCCUCUCCGCAGAGAAAAAGGGGGUAUAGGUAAUAGGAGUCAGCCGCGGAGCAACGACAGCGACGGCGAGGAGGAAGCAGCGUGCGCGCCGCCCGCAGCCGGUGGCUUUUGAAAGCUUCCCCCCCUCCCGCGGGAAACGGGGCGGCGGGACAGCUCCGCUGCGUGUGAACGCUCCUGCACGCGGCUGCCGAAGACCACGCAGGCUGUACCUGCCGCCGCGACAUUCCGUUAGGGAGAGGAGGACCGGUGUCCAUUCCGAGUGCCUGCCGAUGGGCCGGGGUUACCACCUCCGCCGCUCCGCGUCGAGUUGAGUUGGUUCGGGGACUCCGGUGGGGUGGGUGUUCGUGUCGCCGCCGCAGCUGUGUGCCCGUUGCUCGUGCGCGUGUCGGGAGGCGAGCUGGAUCUGAAAAUGACGACGACACCUUCGCGGCUCACGCCGCCGCCGCCUCCGCCCGUGCUGGGCGGUCAGUUACCGCCGCCACUUGCGCUGGCCUCGCUGCCCGGCCGCUUCGGCAUGGCUGGGCUGGGAGCUCCCACGACAUCGGGGCCGGGACCGAUAAUCGGCAGCGCGAAUGGGCCGACGCCGUCCGCCGAGCGGCCGCCGACGCAGUCCAGGGCCAGUGAAGUACGCAGGGCGACCAAGCCCAUCAUGGAGAAGCGCCGGAGGGCCAGGAUCAACCAGUGCCUCACGGAACUCAAGGCCCUCAUCCUGGAUGCUCUCAACAAAGACCCUUCCCGACAUUCGAAACUGGAAAAGGCGGACAUCUUGGAAAUGACGGUGCGACACCUGCAGAACGUCCAGCGGCAGCAGAUGACCGCGGCCCUGGCCACCGACCCGGCCGUGAUGGGCAAGUUCCGGGCGGGCUUCGCCGAGUGCGCCACUGAAGUGAGCCGCUACGUGACGAGGCUGGAGAGUGUGGAGCCGCACCUGAGGCAGCGGCUCGUGGGACACCUGUCCACCUGCGUGAGCGGACUCAGCGGCUCGGGCCCCGCGUCCCCGCUGGGCGCCGGAUCGGGGCUCCUCAUCUCGCCGCUCAGCGUCCAGAUCCCGGGCCUGGGGGACGUGAACAACAACAAUAACGGCAACAGCGGCCACAACGGAGCAGGACGGGCGGGUUCGGCGCCGGGCCGACUUCAACUCGGAGGCCUACCGCUGAUUCCGAGCAGACUGCCCAACGGAGACCUCGCGUUCGUGCUUCCGACGGUGUCCGCGGUGGGUACCUCCUGGGGACCCCCGACGCCGACCAACACGUCGACGCCGACGUCUCCGCAUCCGCCGAGGACACCCAGCCCCGCUAGCAGCUUCGGCAGCGCCCUCAGUCCCGGUGGAAGCGACGCCGGAAGCGACCUGUCCUCGGAGCCGCAGUCCUCUUCGGCGGGUUGUGCGCCGAUGGAACUUCCGCAGAGACCCUUCCGUGAGGUGAUGCACGAAUUUCAGCUGCAGCAACGACAACAGCAGCAGCAACAGCAGCAGUACCAUCUUCAGCUUCAGCAGCAGCAUGAAGGGGAGCCCCAGGAAAGAGGGGACGACAGCGUGUGGCGACCUUGGUAGAUCCUGUUGUCACGUCUGGCUUAACACAGUGUUUGACUUUGUGCUUCAGAGUGCAAGAGAACCCCGGUAGAUGAGUCGUCUGUCACUCUCCCGUGUUGGUUGGGAGAGGGGGGGGGGGGGGGUAGAUAAGUUAGCUCGAAAUAAGGGUGCCUUCCGAUCCCAGUUUUCGUCUCUGUAAAACUUUAUCCGAGUGCGAUUUGUUACUGCGAGACCAUGACGUCGUUGAUGCUUUUGUCUGAAGGGACGCCGUGCCACUAUUUUACACUUAUGGGACAAUUUUCUGUGGAAACGUGGUUGAGGCUGUGAAGGUUCGAAUGAUCGCUCAUGUUCAGCGCCGAUCACAGUUGCACAAGCGCGCUCUUUUGCUUCUUUUGCGUUGCUGGAUCAAGUUGCCUGUAAGUGUCUUAGCUCCCGAUAUUUGUUUAGAAACAGUUUACAUUUCUCUGAAGUUUUCCGGAAGUUUAAAUGAUAAGCUACCGAAAUAUCGAGCAAAUGCAUCGUCUCAAGUGAUGGUAUGGCGAAAACAAAAACCGGUGAUGUGGAGAUGCGGCUAUGACGUGAAGUUACAACAGUGCACCAAUCAGUACUAUCCCGCAGAAGUUAGCGCCAAGGAAUAAUAUGCACUGAGUGAAAAUUGUUUUUAAGUUCUUGACAUGCGAAUUUCGGCGAUGGCAGUUAUUCUUUUCUUUCUAAACGAACAGUCCGGUUUGAAAGCUUGCGCGCACAAGUUUCAAGAUUUGUGUGCAUUUUGAAGCAAUACAACAGUACCAUUUUCUACUUUUUUCAAUCCAAACGAUGCACCAUAAUCUCAGAAGUUUCAAACAUCGCUCACUGCAUUCGGACUGUCGAGAAGAGAAGGUGAGAUUUGAACGUCGCUUUUAUCAAAGACUGUUACUUUAACACUGCCCGCGCUGGCCAUGUUAGCUACUGUACAGAGGAAUGGCUUCUUCCGAGCUUAUGACGAUCGUGAUCUCACUCUCCAAAGAAAUACCACCGCGUAUAUAGUUCAGAAUAAGCGAAGCUCUCUACGUGCAAUCUUGUUUCUAUAAAGGAGAAAGAGGGGUGAAGAGAAAGGCGACGCUGUUUGAUGUAGGCGAAAGUUAUUAGGCGAGGUGAGAAGCGAUAUGUCUCGCCGAACAUAAGAUAAGGGCAAUUCAAACACACUGUAGUGUGGCAAUAUUCAUCACUUUGAAUAUCUUACUAUUUAAUCCAAUUCCGUGAAGCUAUAAGAAAGUAUAGACAACUGAAGAAGUAAACAAAACCUAAAUGUUACAAAGAUGUGAACCACGUAAAAAAAAAGUGUAGAAACACUCAAAAUACGGGUGCACGCAUGAUACCAUGUAAGUACGGCUUAGUGUAGCAUCAUUUUAUUCUGAGAAACCCCUAAAUGCAUCUUAACCCGAGCUGGGCGGUCUGCAUUUAAAUUGAGUGCAACCUUUCCUCUUCCUGUUACGCUAGAUAAUGCUGAAAACGGCUAUACUCUGUUUCACAUUACGAUUUGCAGCAGAGGAGCAAUGCGAAAGUGUCACGUUACUACUUGCCCCGGGUCACGUGACACGUACACCUCACGAUAAACAGUAGCGUCCGUUAGUGUUCAUCGUAAGGUGAAACGAAUAUUAAAAAAAAAAAAAAAUUAUCUGCACUCAAUGCUUGGAUCUCAUGUUAUGCCUCAAAAAACAAAAAUGUAUUUACACGACAGCCUCGGUUUAUCUCUCGUUUUCCUUACCGUUUACGCACCUGUAAAUGCACAGAGGUCUAUGGACCUUGUAUCACCUCACUGUUUGUAUCCCCUUGUGCAUGUGUGUGAGUGUGUGCGAAUGCGCAUGUGCGAUUGUGAUGCAAAGUUGCGUUAUGUGUGCUUUUAGUCUCUCAGUUUUGUUUGUUAAUGAUCGACGGCAAGCAAGUGCACCGUCGGAAACAAAGUGCGUUUCACGCUCAACAUAACUUCUUUGUUCGUAUCGAAGUUGAUGGCCCACACCACGAAGUGCCUUGAUUGUGUAUAUAGGCUCCAGAGUAUAAAGAUUUUGCUGCUGCAACUCGUCUUAACGAGGAUUGUUUUCGACUUUUGCAAACAAAAGUAACAAUAAUGAUCUAAAAAAGUCUAUGCUAUUAAACUUGGAAGUGUUUGUACACAUUAGUCCGCGCAGCAACGAAAGUUCAUUACGGAGUGUGUUUCGCGAAGGCGUCUACUGUCGAUAAAAUUGUUGAGUUGACAUAAUGUCCCAGUGCCUUUUCAUCUAUGUCGUUGGAUACCAACACAAUUUGCCUUCUGACAAGUGCCAAUAAACUGUUUUCAAAGUGA